Messenger RNA from Paramecium tetraurelia, 1203 nucleotides. RefSeq lists its product as uncharacterized. NCBI's taxonomy places the organism in Eukaryota, Ciliophora, Oligohymenophorea, Peniculida, Parameciidae. The record is from RefSeq and is a predicted model, not a curated record. The transcript is spliced from 3 exons.
AUGUUAACAGAUUGUGAUUUUUAUAGCAAACAAAGUAUAACUGAAUUAUAAGCUUAAUUGGCUCAUAAGUAAAAGAAGAUUCAGAUCUUAAAAUAAGAAAAGAAUUCUAUGCUGAACAGAAUAGAUGAAUUGAAUUAAAAAGUUCAUGAUUAGGCAGAAGAAUUCAAAAAGUAUAGAUUGAAAUUCAGAGGUCUAGAAAAGUAACACUCUCAUUUAAAGAAUCAGAAUGAAAAUUUAAAGAAAGACUAAAGUAUGAACAAUGAAACUAUAACCUUGUUUUAAAAAGGAUUCAAAAGAGAUGAAUUCAAAAAGCAUGAAAGAACAGUAGCUUAGUUGCAAAAUGAUAUUAUUAAAUUGUCUAAUGCUUUGGAAGAGCAUAAAAUAGUUAGAGAAUCCAAUUGCGAAGAAAUUACAAGAUAAUUAAUUUAUAUCUAAGAAUUGGAAAGCCAACUAAAUACAUAUAAAUCAUUGAAUGAAGAUGAUUAGUUAAAAUACAAUAAUCAAUAACUUUAUUAAACUAUUGAAGAUCUUAAUUAUUAAUUGUAGUCAUCAAUUUAAUAGAAAGAUGAAGAUAAUUAACAUUAAUUAUAAGAAUUAUAAUAAUUAGCUGAUAUUGCUAAAUUAGAAAACAAAGAACUCACAUUAAAGAUAGCGCAACAAGAAAAGUUGUAUUAGAUGCAAAUAUAAAAAAUAAUUAAGCUUUGUGAAUCAGUAUAUGAUGAAUUGUCUAAUAAAAUAUCCAACAAAUAAGAAGUUAAUGAUAUCUUAUAAAAAUUGGUUAUGUCCAAAAAAGACUUUGAUUUGGAUCUUCUUAAAAUUGAAUCUGAAAUCAAUAGCUAAACUUGUGAAGAAUUAUAGAAUAAAGUUGAGAAUUUAUCGAGUGAAAAUUAAAAUAUUAAAUAAAAAUUUUAAGCAACUUCUACAAAUAAAGAAGCUCUAUAAAUGAGAGAAAAAGAUUUAGUUCAUCAAAUUGAUAAAUUGCAAUAAUAAGUUGAACGAUAAAAAGAAUUGAACUAGAUGAGAUAAAAGACAAUGUCAGAAUAAAUAUCAGCUUUAUAGAGAACUAAUAAGCAAUUAAACUAGGAUUUGGAUAAAAUAACUAAAGAAGUUCAAGAUUUGAGGGAAGAAAAGGUUAUCUUACAGUAGACAAUACAAAGAUAAGAGAAAAAAAUACAAACACUAAGUUUAUCUAAAUAUAAAUGA